AUGGGCUCUGAGGAGCACAUAAAUCUCAUGAACAAGAUGGAACAUGCGAUCAUGGAUGUUGAUAUAUUUCAUGUACAGGCCUCAAUCAAAACCGGGAUGCUCCGCCUAAUAGUCAGCCAUGGGGUCGCAGCCUUGAUGUUGCUUCAGAUGGCCUCCAGUGAAGCGUUUGUGCUGCGCACCACGGCGCUGAAUUCCAUUGCAACGCCGCGUUCAGUUUGCACAAGAAACCUGAAAGUCUGCAACUUGAAGUCGUCGCUAUCACUACAUAACAACGGUGUGAAAAUCCUCAGAGUCCCCAAGAAGUCCCUGACAGCAACAUGCAGGCUAGAGAAGGAAGAAGCCAUGGAGAGGAUCAUGGAUGGAGUGGUGAGGAAGGUGGACCAGAGGACCAGCACUGGCUUCUACUCGUCCAAGAGUGGAUCCCCUCUCAUGAAGGCCGUGGACGCGGCGAAAGUUGCCGUUCACCUCCUGACCAGCUGGGUCGGUUUCGGUGCCUGGCUGAUCCAGACGACCCUCCAAGGGUCUGGCGCGCUCAUGUCCGCAGCUCUGGACUUCCAGGCAUUGCUGCUGGCGUACAUCAGCGGGUACCCGAUGGACGAAGCCUUCAGGAGGAAAGUGGUGCUUGCAAGGAGGAGGAAGGAAGAUGACUCGAUGGUUCUGCCCCUGCGGAGCACGCAGCGUCCUGUUGGUGACAGUCCAAAGGUGAUGAGGCCAGCGACUGAGCUCAAGAUUGCACGCGAGGUCAAGGUGGUGGAAACGGCUGCAGUACCUGCCAUUGCACCAUCGCCUGUACCAGCAGUGAAGGAGGUGGAAGUUGCGAAAGAGGGCGAGACCUUGAACCUCGUCAAGGAUAUUGGCUUCCUUGCCGGCUACCACAUCAAGAGGAUCUCCUCCCGUGUGAUCAGCUCCUUCAGGCAACAGAAUCCCUUUGGCCUCCAGAACUCAUCGCAGAACUCCAACGUUCAACCUCAAGGCAACCCGUGCGAUUGGGGUGGCGCUUUUGGCCGGUGCUGCUAUGGCGGAGAUGGCAUCAAACAAUUGAUUGAGAAGGGAAAGUAA
This is a messenger RNA of Guillardia theta CCMP2712, 1059 nucleotides long. RefSeq lists its product as hypothetical. Lineage: Eukaryota; Cryptophyceae; Pyrenomonadales; Geminigeraceae. The record is from RefSeq and is a predicted model, not a curated record. The coding region runs from base 1 to 1059 and encodes 352 amino acids. The transcript has 6 exons.